This is a messenger RNA of Effrenium voratum, 3534 nucleotides long. The record is from the annotation of a GenBank genome assembly. NCBI's taxonomy places the organism in Eukaryota, Dinophyceae, Suessiales, Symbiodiniaceae.
AUGCCGGCCGCUGCAUCACCGAAAUGCCAUCCGGCCAACCGGCGGUUCCAUGACCACCUGGAGAGACUUCGACUGGAAGCAGGAUCCAAGAGGUACUUCUCGCAGGAGAAGACCUACUUCCGUGCCAUCCGGGCAGUCCGGCGCUAUCCCCUGCCACUGCGCAGUGCGCACGAGGUCACAAGCCUCGACGGCGUGGGCAAAGCCUGUGCCCGGAUCUUUGAGGAGAUUCAGCAAACGCAGGCAGUGCCGGAGACACACGACGCAGAAGCAGAGUGGAGAAAGUGCUGUAAACAGCGACUGGAAAAGGCCUUGUGCAAGGGCCAGCCUGGAAAGCCUGCAGGCAAACCGAGCCACACCUUCGCUAGACGGACAUAUGGUGGCCGGGGUGCGAAAGGCCGCGGGCGCGGGCGGGGCCGAGGAAAACAGGUGGUGGAGGAUGCGGAUGACCAGCCCUUAUGUUUGCUGGCACCAACCCCGCCCCGCACGCCGCGCUCGAAUGCGCAGCUAGUAGCGGUGACACCGGAAAGCGCCUUCCGCCCGACCCACUCGCCGCUGGCUUCGCAGACCUCGCUGGAGCGGUCUCCGCUGCAAGGCGGCUUGCAGCAGCUGGUGCAAUUCGAGGUUCCGGAGCUGCCGGAGGUGCCAGAGCUGCCUGUGCCACUUGCAGAUCCGGGUCUCCAUGCAGUCAAUGCAGUGGAGUGCCGCAAGCGCCCGCUCAGGCGCUCCGUGUCUUCGCCUGCGCGGCCCAAGCGCCAGCUGCUCGCAACAAAGCGCCUUGGGUGCGGCGAGCGGCGCGGCAUGGCUCCGCUGCUGGAGCCCCGGCAGCGCAUCGCCGGUGAGCAGUUUGAGCCGUGCCGGCCCAAUGACCCCAAGUGGAGAGCCAAGCACGGCGAGCUGCGGGCGGACCUGGGGCCCAUGUACUCGAUCGUCAACCUCUCCUACUCGGAUGGCCUGCCUGCCGUGCAGUGCCAGGCGGAUGGCUCUGGCGUGGCCACCUACCUCUCUGGGCGCAAAGCGGUGUGCGUGAUGUCACACCAUCAGUCCCGGCGCUUCAGCUGCUUCCUCUUCGCCCCGUCGGAGGUGGCGGUGCGCAGCGCAGUGCCGGAGAAGGACCGUCCCAGCUAUAUGCCGGCGCACGUGGACGACGCCAAGAGGCGCCGGACGCGGCACCUGGGCGCCUUGGAUGAGUGGGGCAAAGGGGUGCUGGAGUCGCUGCCCGACGGCGCCGGUCAGCGGGGCAGUUACGAGGUGACCGGCACCCACGUGACCGUGGUCACGGCUGGUGGCGCAGGCAGCCGUGUGCGGGUGCCACGGAACAAGGCGGAGGGGGAGCCGCUGUCUCUCAGACUGUGCCCGGAGCUUGCGGUCUCCUACAAUGCGGCCACAGGAACGACGGCCGUUGACUUCAGCAGCGGAGGAGUGUCCUACACCUUCCACAUUGGCGAGGUUUGGCGCUUGGGUCGCUCUCCAGCAACCAACCCCCGGGAGAUCCACGAGCAGAUCGCGCUGAGCUCGCAGAACGCGUUGGACAGUUCCUGCAGCGUUCUGACAGAAGGCACAGCGCUGAUGGAGAAGACGCUGAAGAACACAACUUCUUGCCUCUCCCUGUCUACUGGCAGCGGCAAAACGCUCAAGAAGUCAUCAUCAGAGUCUACCAUGCGGCUGCCUCUGGAAGCCUUCAAGCAGAUGAGCGAAGGGCGACUAGAUUUUACUCAGGAUCACGACCUGAAAAAGAAGCUCUCGAGCAAGGUGCAUCCGACGCUCCGAAAGGUGCCGGUGAGUAGAGCCUUGAGGGAGGGCUACCUGUGGCCCGCAGCUCACCCAGGGAAGCCCCCCGCGGAGCCGCUGCGCCUCUGCGAGCCGCAGACCUUGCAGCGCCUCUCUGUGGCGGAGCUGCAGAAACGCGUCGCAAGCCAAGAGGGCGGCCAGGUGUUGGCGGCGCUGGUGGUGGCGUCUUGGGCCACGCAGUCCGUCUUCAGCUCCUCCGCGCGCGCGGAGGUCGUGGCGCAGGCCGCCUACUCGGAGCUGAAGGCGGGCGGAGAGGAGCGGCUGCAGUUCUGCGUGCUGGAGCUGGCGGAGGCGGGGGCCAUCCACUCCAGCACCAAGUUCAACAACCCAUUGGUCACCAGCUAUGGCGUCAAGGCCUGGGACGGCCAUGUUCCGGUGGACCUAGGGGUCAAGGAGGCGCCCUGGCUGCUGCUUUUUGCGCAGGGGGAGCUGGUCUUCAGCGAGAACCCCCAGGGCCCCCGCAGCGGCGGCCUGGGCUUCGCGGCGCGGCUCAGGUACUUGGCCUUUGCUCAGCCCCAGGUCCUGAUCGUGGAGCCCGUGGCGAACCCGGGCUCCAUGCAGCUGGCGGCGCAGCAGAACGCCCUGGAGUCUAGCGGUGGCCUCUUCAGAGCGAAGAGCGUGGUGAACAACUUCCAGCUUCAGCUGCAGACCCAGGAGGUUCUGAAGCGUGCAGGCUACAGCUUUGAACUCGCGGUCACCACCACCGACGCCUUGCGCCUCAGCGCCUGCGCGAACCCGCCCUACGGCGUUUUGCUUUGCAGCUCGCAGGUGAGCGCUGGGGCCUACUCAGAGCUGGCCCUGCGGAUGCGGCAGCGGAAUCCGCAGCUGCUGGCUUUCAUUUGCCAUGAUGGCAAAGCGCUCGGCGAGUUGGACGACGCCUUGCAGAGCGUGGUGCGGGAGAAAGAGCUGGCGCAGGGCGUGAUCUAUCGGCCCAUCACGAAGAGCUCCUUCCUGCGUUCCCUACGUGGACAUCCCGAAGCGGGCGUCCACUACCCCACCUGCGGCGUGGUCAAGGAAGACCUCGUGGAGCUGCUCAAGAAGAAGCUGAACAGCUCCGAGCCGGCGCCGGCGCCGCGCCAGGUGAAGCCGCCGGUGCCCAGGGCGCGCCUGCCGGCGCCGGGGAAGCUGGUGCUGCUGCUGGACCACCGGGAGGUGGGCGCGGGCAAGGAGCACGCGCUGCGGGGCGCCAUGCUGGCAGAGCUGCAGAAGAAGCUGCCCGGCGCCGUCGAGGCUCGAUCGCUGCCUUUGGGGGACAUGAUGUGGAUCUGGCGGCACCAGGGCCUGGAGCUAGUGGCAGGGUGGAUCGUGGAAAGGAAAACCUUCGUGGACCUUAGCAGCUCCAUCAUGGACGGACGCUACGAGGAGCAGAAGGCCCGGCUGCUGGACGCGCCGGGGCUGGAUGGCGUGGUGCUCAUGGUGGAGGGCAGCGGAGCCCUGUUCGGCGUGGAGGAAGGGGGUCGCAGCCCCGCCGGCUUCGGCGCGCGCCUGGCGCCGCGCCUGGGCGCCGGCACGCUGGCGAAGAGCGCCGCCCACACGCAGCUCAUCUCAGGAUUCCACGUCCUCCACAGCGCUUCAACGCCCCACAGCGUGGCGCUGCUGGCAUCUUUGCAUGGAGUACUUGCGCAGCGCGCAGAGGGCGGCUGCGGGUCAGGACCAGGAUGGGUUCCCUACGAGGAGUUUGCAGAGCGCACCAAGAAGCACGGCCAGCGCCGUGUCUUCGAGGCAGCGAGUGCCGAUGGAUUGUGA